Messenger RNA from Fomitiporia mediterranea MF3/22, 729 nucleotides. RefSeq lists its product as uncharacterized. The coding region runs from base 1 to 729 and encodes 242 amino acids. The record is from RefSeq and is a predicted model, not a curated record. The transcript is spliced from 3 exons. NCBI's taxonomy places the organism in Eukaryota, Fungi, Basidiomycota, Agaricomycetes, Hymenochaetales, Hymenochaetaceae. Gene Ontology annotation, cellular component: membrane; cytoplasm.
AUGGCUACCAUCGCUCUUGCAGCCCGUGCUUAUCAGCAGAGUUUUGACACUCGUCCAUACACGACACUCGCACUCACCAAUGGCACGCUCAGUGCUGUCGGAGACUGUGUGGCACAGAUAGGACAAAUGGCGACUGCAAAGCGACAAGAGCAUGAAGAUGAGCCACGAUAUGACCUGCAACGCACGCUUCGCUUCUUCACGUUUGGUUUCGCAAUGGGUCCACUGCUUGGUCGAUGGAACAAGUUCUUAGAAAAACGCUUCCCAUUACGCGCUGAACCUCCAAAGCCUGGGGUUGGUACCUUCAAUCCGCUCUCUGCAGGUGUUCAAUUCGGUCCACGUUCACCUCACAUGCAAGCGCCACUGAACGUCCCGAUUGGCCAAGUACCUCGAGUCAGCGGUCUUGCCGUCGCGAAGCGUGUCGCAGCCGACCAACUCUUCAUGGCACCUAUCGGUCUCGCACUCUUCAUCGGGGCGAUGGGCAUGCUCGAAGGGCGCGACGCCGCACAUAUCAAACGCAAAUACGUUGACUUGUAUCCGAGCGCGCUAGCUGCGAACUGGCAAGUAUGGCCUCUCGCGCAGAUUGUGAACUUCCGAUACAUGCCACUUGCAGCGCGGGUCCCGUUCCAGGCGACGUGUGGCAUUUUCUGGAACUUGUACUUAUCAUUGCUUAAUGCACGCGAGAACCAGGAAGAGCAAAAAGAAGAAGCGAUGCACAAGACCGUUGGGUGA